AUGCAGCAGUUUGUAGAGACAACUAAAAUUGCCCAUAUCAGACCACACCACCUGUUACUGGGGACUGUGUCUCUAGCCAUCUUCUCUUGGCUUCUUAUAAGUUGUUAUCUGGACUCGGCAUCCCACUGUCAGGGCUUGAUAUACCAAGAUUUUAUAUGUGACCAGUAUCAGAAAAUGACAGUUGGUGGAGAGCUAUGUAAAGAUCUUUGUGAAGAUGGCAAGCUGAAGAUGGGGACCUGUCAGCUAAAUUCUAAACAUGGUGCUAGUGUGGAAUUCAAAGUGGACAAGAAGGUGAUCAAGGUAAAGAGGGACACCUUCCUCAGCAUAGUGGGAGGAGUGCGAGACGGGGACACAUUCAACAUGCCCACCAAAGGAACAAGCAUGGAGAGUUUUCGCCUCAUGGUCAGUUCAUUAGUAGUCAGCAGACUGGGCGGUGAUGACCAUCUGGAGUUAGUGACCAGAAUACUGGACAGGGCAGAUGUUAAUAUGGAUGGGAAGGUGUCACUUGCAGAAGCCAAAAGUAUAUGGAGUCUUCUACAGAACAGCGAUUUCUUCAUUUCCUUCAUUUUUCAAAACACAGAAUUUGUGCCCAAAAUCCAGAAAUUCUGUGGCAAUAUAUUUGCUGUAGAAGAAGUUCCCCACACAUAUUUAUAUGACAAGGAUAACCCAUCAUAUCUGAGGUGGAUAUUUGCUAACUCAUAUCAGUGGCUACAACCAAGCUGGCACCAUCGGGCAAAAAUUGUUGUUGGUCUAUUGGAGUUCAUAAUGGCAGUAUACCAGUAUAGAAAUGCAGGGGAGUUUUAUAUCUGCCAUUUAGAUGAGUCAGUUGUGGGAUACACACGUCGCUAUGACAUGAGAUUUUUAGGAGUGUCCCAGUUGCUUCCAAAGCAGACAUUUAUGAAGGUGAUGCAGCUUCGCCAGUGUUUUUCAGACGAGGACUGUUUUUACUCAAAAACCUGCAGCUCAAAAUGUGACAUUUCACAGCACACUUGCUCAGGGAGUCUCAUCAAACCUAAUCUUUUUCAUGCCUGUCAGUUACUCAGAGAAUAUCUGUUGUAUGACUUAGUGGGUGGCGAGAGAGUGGAGCUCUCAGGGAUGCUGCGCACGUGUCGGGCUCUUGACAACAAUAAGACGUCUGCUGACUUAGAUCAUGCAGUGGUACUCAAUAAUAUGAAAACAUGGCUGUGGAACAAAAUACAGAACAAAGUUUCUUGAUAUUUUGUGGUGCUGAUUAUUCUCUGUGAGGACUUUUUUUUUUUAGAAUUUUAGGUGAUUUUCUAGUCACUGUUUAUUGUCUUCCAGUUUUGUUUCUUUUUAUGAUUUUUUAAAAUCAAAGACAUUUAAAGAAAUUAAUUUUAAACUUUACCUACACAUCUUAUAGUUUGAUUAUUGUAGUGACGCAAACAAUUUUUGAUUGUGAUAAACUAAUCAUAAAUUUGUGCCAUAGUGAUGACAUAUCUCAGUAAACAUGCUGAUUUGCAUGAUUAUCUAUAUUCAUGUAAAUAAAAGGAAGAGGGUCUAUUUUUUAAACUUGUAGACUUCUGAAUAACAACUGAGAACCACUGAAAACCAAAUGUGAGAAACAGUUAUUGCCAAUCGUAUGACCAAAAUCACUUAUCUCUUUCCUCAUUCAAAAUUGAGAUCUCUGUGUGAUCUACAUACGGACAGCUCAUAUCUCUAUUUUUUCGGAGUCCAUAUGUUGUUUUAUUUUAUCAAGGCCCAUUGAAAAAGGGUCAAAGUGCCAUGCCUGGUAGGCAGAAAUGUGUGUAUAGUCUCUCUUUAAGUGCUUAGAUAUUUACUUUUUAUCAUCAUUAUUAAUAUACUAUACUAUACUUGUAAGGAAGGCCGCAAAUAAGUCAGCAUUAAAGUUUUUUUUUCUAUCCAGGGGAUUGUGAGAUUUAUUUAAGAUUGUAUAUUUGUGACAAUCACGGCUAGAUCCAGCAUUAAUAUUAUGAUAUUAAUUGUGUUGUGUGUGUUUUUUAUUUUUAUUUUAUUUAUUUUUUUUAUUCCCCUUUGUCCAACUGGGUUAGAUAUGCUGAGCAUUUUGCAAUACUUUUUUGGUCCUUAGAUAACUCAUGAAUACAAAUGCAGGGUAAAUGAACUUUUUAUUUACAAAUCAGACUGGUGUAGACUUAUUAAUUGAUUCUGUUGAUGUUGCUUAUUAUGGAAACGAAUGCCUUUGAUAGCAGUGUAUUGAAUGGCACUCAGUUUUGCUGCUGGUCCCUUU
Messenger RNA from Lingula anatina, 2227 nucleotides. Its product is annotated as divergent protein kinase domain 1B. Gene Ontology annotation, molecular function: calcium ion binding. The record is from RefSeq and is a predicted model, not a curated record. NCBI's taxonomy places the organism in Eukaryota, Metazoa, Brachiopoda, Lingulata, Lingulida, Lingulidae.